Molecule: messenger RNA, 4338 nt
Organism: Acanthaster planci (crown-of-thorns starfish)
Lineage: Eukaryota; Metazoa; Echinodermata; Asteroidea; Valvatida; Acanthasteridae
Product: E3 ubiquitin-protein ligase TRIM13-like
Molecular function (GO): zinc ion binding
Source: RefSeq, a predicted model, not a curated record
AGUAAACAAAUGCAAACAAACGAGACCCCCCCAUAACUGGAACCUGCAUACCUGGUGUACACAGUAGACCCCCAAAAAUCCCAGACUCUAUUUAUAAACUACAUCACGUUACUUGAUGACGUUUCUGUGUUUGCCAAGCGCCAUUUCUCUGGGCUUCGCCUCUUCAAGAGCAGGCAACUGAUCGCACAUCGCGGCAGAGUAGACGCCACUGUGCACUUUUUUUUCAACCAACUGACUGAAGGUGACUUUCACUAGACUUCACAGGAGGUGAGAAAAAUGUUUGCGGUCAGUAGGUGAUGUUUAGUGUCCAGACGGCAUUUGUGGACUACACAUAUCAAGGGCAAAGGAAUUAGAGUUUUCUCUGGACCAGUAGGGGUAGCGUAUGGGGGCAGUGAAAUUUUGAUCUUCAAUAAUACUAAGGCAUUUCCUCUUCUAAUUGCAUUUGUGUGCAGGUAACGAUGGCACAAGCUUUCGACAAGAUCGGUCAGCACUUCACUUGUGAUAUUUGUCAAGACAGAUACAAACAGCCAAAGAUCCUAGACUGUGUGCACAGCUUUUGCCAGGCAUGUCUGGAGGAUUACUACACCAGCAGAUACAAGCAUGCUCGAAAAAUUCCUUGCCCUGUGUGUCGGCAGGAAACGGUUUUGCCAGAUGCACGUAUCCAAGGCCUGAAAACCAAUUUUCCGUUGAUGGGAAUCAUUGCAGAGAUCUCCGAACAGGAAAAGUUGGCACGGUCAGAAGAGAAGAACAAAUGCCAAAAACACCAGGGAGAAAUGAAACGGUUCUACUGUGAGACUUGUCAAAAAUUGAUUUGCAGUAGCUGUGCAGUGUUAGACCACUGUAAACCACAACAUCACUACAUUGACAUUGGAGAGGCUUCUCUCAAAUACAAACAUUCACUGAUAGACAAGUUUUCAGAUUUCCACAAAGAAAUAAAAGGACUGGAACAAUCUUUGGCUGCUUCAUCUCAAGCUCAGCGGGAAUUUGGAAGGAACGUCACAAAGACUAAGAAAGCUGUGCAGGACAGAGCGGCUAAAAUGAGAGCUGAGAUAACAACUCAAGAGAACAAGUUAAUUGAUGAGAUCGAUCAAAUUCAGCAGCAUUACAACAGAAUGUUUGACGAGCAUCAGAAAACAGUAAACAUGAUGCUACAAGGAAAACAACAAUCAGUGACAACAGCCAAAGAUGUCACUGAUACCAUGUCAGACAGUGAGUUUCUGUCCCUCUAUCCUAUCAUCAGUAAAGACUUGAAAUCGCUGAAGAGUCAAAAUCCUCCCAAGAUUGAUCCUAAGCUUUCGCAUUUGAGCUUCACUCCAGGUCAGUGGAUGGGCGCCAUCUCUCUGGGUAAGCUAGGAGGAGGCAAGUGGGAGUUGUGUCGUGAGUUUGGCAAAAAGGGAAGUUGUCAAGGAGAGUUUGAUUUUGCUCGGGGCAUUGCUGCUCCUCAACCUGGUGAAAUUGCAGUGGCAGAUGUUCGUAACCAGCGAGUGAUGAUCCGCAGCAACGAGGGAAAAUACAAGAAACUCAUCCCCCUCUAUUCAUUUCCAGUGGACAUCGCCGCCAUCCACAAUCAUGACAAUCAGUUGGUGGUUGUAGAUGGCACCAAGUAUGUCAAGGUGUUCGAUAAGAAGAACAAGCUGGCCCUCCAGUUCCCCACAGUGCCACAGAGUGAGGUAGACAAGACGGAAGUGGACCUCCAGAGUGUAGCAGUCAGGAAGGACGGCACCAUCCUAGUGGGUGAUGUCGAGAGGAUGGUGUGGACGGAGCAUAGACCCACUGAUGGUAAGAUUUUACUGCACGCCAUACCAGUCCUGACUCCACCUCACUUCCUGGCUGUCGAUCACUGCACUGAUAGGGUUAUCGUCAGCAGUGUUGACAGACAGAAGGUGGUUGUCACUGCUAGCAAUGGUACAACACUGGCUACCAUCAAACCAACCAUCGAUGGGCAGUCCGUAAGGGUCUGCUCUGGUGUCAGCUGUGACAAGUCAGGCAUAUACAUUGCUGUGUGCAGUAGGCCUGGCACUGGUCACAUUCACCACUAUGACCUGGAUGGCGUUUUUCUUGCUUGCCUGGCUCAAGGUCUGGACUCCCCAUAUGGAAUCACAUUCACAUCAGACGGGCAGCUGGCAGUGGCAGACAGAUUCUCCAUCAAGAUGUACCACAAGGUGUGAUGUCAUCCAGCAUGGCACUGACUAGCGAUCUCCUUCAUCAUCAUCAACUGUCUCAUCAACAGAAACUGUUGAUGAGACAGUCUGGUCUCUGCUCCACCAAUCAACCUUCAUGCCAAACAUUUUUGGAAUCCCACUUGAAAACAACCAAGCAUUUGAUCACCAUUGCCUUUCCACUUGAGAGACAAUUCUUGCACUGUUGAAGCUCACAACUCCCCUGUACCAAAACAGUUUCAUACUCAUGACUCAAACUACUCAACACCCAAACUAUCAUUUUGUAUAUGCCUAAAAUCGGUAAAGCAGUCCCAAGGAUUGAUUCAUGAGAGAUGGCAAUUUCAAAUCUUCUGACAGCAAAUGCAAGACACCACAAAGAGAGAAAGCUCUAUGAAUGCCAAAGAUUGGAAAAAAAACACUUGCCCUGCUCAAAAUGAUUUUUUUUAAUUCAUAGCAUUUUGAUGCAGACCAUUUGUACUGAUUGGGUUCACCUGCUCUAAUACAUUAAUCUAUUUCCACUUUCCUCAAUUUAACCAUAUUUCUUGAGGGGGUAUUCUUAGAAAUGUUGACCUUCUUUUGUACGUUUGCUUGUUUGCUUUACCUCAACUCACUUGGCAUUGUUGCUAGCAACCUCCUUAAACAUAAUCAAUCCUGACAAAUUCUCUGCCACUGGCCGCAUGCUAACUGUACAGGGCACCAAUGCCACAUUACUGUGCAAAACUUUCCAAGGGGCAAGAAGCUUGCUGCUUGCAAAUAUACCAACUGAGUUCUAUCUUGGUAAGUCUUGCAAAAUCCUUUUGCAAAGUCAUCAUAUUGAAAGAACAUGUGAACCCAACUUUGGUUAACUCAUCAAGCUGUUUGUUAAAGAUGAAAGACAAUAUCCAACCUGUUUAUUUGAUUUCUUAUCGUCAUUUGUACAAGCUAUCAAAGAUUUAAAAUUUGUCUAGCUUUAAUACCAGACUAAUUGCAUAAUUUUGUACAGUUCACUUAAUUUAAGUGAGGUUUCUUGAUAUUUUGUUACAACUUGCCAUAUUUUGUUAAUAUUGCAAGAUGUUAGUCGUUAAAGUUUUAGCAGAUGUCACUCAAGAAGCCCUUUACUCAUUAUCUCUGAAACAUAUCACUGCUUAUUAAGAUUUUCAAGACUUUGUUCCAAGGGGAGCAUUCUUGGUCACACAGUAUGUUUGUUAAUACCUUUGAUGAGUACAGUUUCAAGAUCCCUUCAUCCUUAAAAUGUGACAUUCUUACAUUUGUGACAUACAUCUAAAUGGCUACUUACAAGUUACAAUGAAUGACUGAUUUACUUCACUGACAUGUAUCAUGCAUAUUCAUUACUUUUAGAAGUGACUUAACAUAUUUACUCCACGAGUUCUUUAGUACGACUUUUGUUGCUUGCAAAUUAUAUUAGUGUUGAAAUAGCGUGAACAAAAUGCUUGGCUUAGACUGCUUGAUAGCUUUGGGAAAAACAAGCAAAUGAAACGUUGACCUAAUGGUGUAUUAUUAUACAUACAAUGUGAAAACAAGAACAAUUAAAAUUGAACAACCAACAGGUCAAAUUUAAACAAAAAACUGCAGCGCCUUACUUAAGUUCAUAUGUACUCAAAUUGAAUGUCAAAUACUCUUUGCACUUGUUUGAAUUCAUUUACAUGUGGUCAUGAUCACAGUAUUCAUUAGUUUUAGAAGGGACUGAAAUCUAUUUACUCCAGCAGCUGUUUAGUAUUGUUUUUUGCUGUUUGUUGUUAUUAUGAUGUUUAGAAAUUGUAAACAGUGAACUGCCUAGACUUCUUGAUGGGUUAGGAAGGGUUGACAGUUUGACAUACAAGAACUGUCACUGAUACACUAUGACAUUUUAGUCCAAUGAACAACACACACACAAUUUAUAGAGUCUUUGAAAUUAAAUGACUCCAUUGAGGGGUCAGUGUUACAUGGCUUUUAGAUUUGACCAGCAUGGUCAUUUGGUUGUAAACUGACCAGUAGACUUACCUCAGUCACAUCUUGAUUCCCAAGAUUCUUCCUUCAAUGACUCCAGGUCUUGCUUCAGGAGUUUCAACCUUUCAUCUUCGUCUAUUUUGGGGUUAGAUAUGUACAUGUUGCCUUCAGUGUUUGCACUGUUGGAACAGUCAUAUUUCAAGUUUGAAAAUCAAAAGGUGAAAAAUAAAACGAGCAAAUGCACAUCUUUUUG